AUGGCCGUCGACGUCUUCUCCGUACCGGUGUUCCUCGUGGUCUUUAGAGAGUCUCUGGAGACUGUCAUCAUCGUCUCGGUCCUGCUCGCUUUCCUCAAGCAGACCCUCGACGGGCCAAACAGAGAUUUGGCCGUGUACAAGUCCUUGCGUAAACAGGUCUGGCUCGGCACGGGCAUCGGCUUCCUGAUAUGCCUGGUCACAGCGGGCGCCGUCAUCGGCGUCUUCUACAAGCUCGGUCGUAACAGCUGGGACGCCAAUGAACUUUAUUACGAGGGCGCCUUCUCACUUGUUGCCGCCAUCAUCAUCACAAUCAUGGGGGCCGCCCUGCUCCGCAUCGGCAAGAUGCAGGAGAAGUGGCGAGUCAAGCUCGCAAAGGCCAUGGAAACCCCCAUCAAGACCGGUCCCAACCGGGGGUGGUUCAAGCACUUCGCCGAGAAGUAUGCCAUGUUUUUCCUUCCUUUCAUCACCGUUCUCCGGGAAGGUAUCGAGGCCAUCGUUUUCGUCGCUGGUGUUUCCUUUUCCGCCCCUGCCGCUGCCGUGCCGCUCCCGGCAGUGGUCGGGUUGGCGGUGGGCGCCCUGGUCGGCUAUGUCUUGUAUAAGGGUGGGUCUACAGCCAAGCUACAAGUCUUCCUCGUCGUAUCUACUUGCCUUCUGUACCUUGUCGCAGCCGGCCUCUUUUCCAGAGCAGUCUGGGAUUUGGAGCAGCAGGAGUGGAACAACGUCGUCGGCGGUGACGCUGCGGAGCUUGGGAACGGCCCAGGUUCAUACGACAUCGACAAGAGCGUCUGGCACGUCAACUGCUGUAGCCCCGAGCUGAACGGCGGUGGCGGUUGGGGCAUCUUCAACGCCGUCUUCGGUUGGACGAACUCCGCGACGUAUGGGUCCGUCAUCGCCUAUAAUGUGUACUGGAUCUUUGUCAUCGCAUGUUUCGUUCUCAUGAGAUUCCGCGAGACCAAGGGACGUUGGCCGCUGACGAAGCCCAAACCCUUUGAAAAUGGCGACAGACGUGUUUCUGACGACCUCAGCGGGAGCGAGGAACAGUCCGGAACGUCCGAGAAGGGCAAUGAUACAGCCACUACAAAGACCAUCACUACCUCUUAA
Messenger RNA from Colletotrichum graminicola M1.001, 1101 nucleotides. Its product is annotated as iron permease FTR1 family protein. Gene Ontology annotation, molecular function: ferrous iron transmembrane transporter activity. The record is from RefSeq and is a predicted model, not a curated record. Gene Ontology annotation, cellular component: plasma membrane; high-affinity iron permease complex. The transcript is spliced from 4 exons. Gene Ontology annotation, biological process: iron ion transmembrane transport. The coding region runs from base 1 to 1101 and encodes 366 amino acids. Lineage: Eukaryota; Fungi; Ascomycota; Sordariomycetes; Glomerellales; Glomerellaceae.